AUGCCAUGCAAGCAAAUGUUUCAAAAUGGAAGGGUUAUACGCUAUUGGAUAAGAUGUCGUAGUCUUAUGGAUGAAGUUAGUGUACAUGUUAAAGUAUUAGAUUGCAGUGAUAAUAGUCAUUAUGAAGAUAUUAAGAACACUGUUAAAUAUCUUGAAAAAGCAACAGCUAAAAUUCACUGUAUUUCUAACUCCGAUUGUAAACGUAGAGUCAAACCUGUUUCUGGUUUACCAUUUGAAAUUGUUCUAGUUACUGAGAUAGAUAUUCAUGAUACAGUUUGUGGAUGA
Molecule: messenger RNA, 285 nt
Organism: Didymodactylos carnosus
Lineage: Eukaryota; Metazoa; Rotifera; Eurotatoria; Philodinida; Philodinidae
Source: the annotation of a GenBank genome assembly